UUCCUCACCACCUUCUCAUUCCUCUUUUUUUCACAUUUCACAUCUGUUUGAUGAUCGAAUCAUUCCUAAUUUUUUCCUCAGCCGUGUUGUAAUCGUACAUAUUUUCCGGAAGAGAUCGAGAUGGCAUCCAACGGAAAUGGAAAUGCGAUCGGAAAAGGUAACGGAGUGCCGGCCGGUAGGAACGGACUGCCGAAGAUACAAACGCAGAAGAGACAGAGCGGGAUACGUCAGGAUGACGGUGCAGCGACGGUGAAGGCACAGACUAUCGAUGAGCUGCACUCUCUUCAGAAAAAGAAAUCGGCACCGACAACACCGCUUGACGGUGUUCAAGGUGCUUUUGCAUCUUUGACCGAAGAGGAACGCCACAAACAGCAGCUGCAGUCGAUCAGUGCAUCAUUGGCGUCGCUAACUAGAGAAACCGGACCCAAGUUGGUAAGAGGAGACCCGGCAAGACAGUCGGAAACCCCCAGGGUGUCCCACGCCCCUGACCACCAUUUUGCCCCCACAUUCUCCGCCAGCGACAGUUCUCUCAAAUUCACCCAUGUCCUCUACAAUCUCUCUCCUGCCGAGCUAUAUGAGCAGGCGAUCAAGUAUGAGAAAGGGUCGUUCAUAACAUCCAGUGGUGCAUUGGCUACCUUGUCUGGUGCCAAAACUGGUCGCUCUCCAAAGGAUAAGCGUGUGGUUAGGGAUGACACCACUGAGGAUGAGCUCUGGUGGGGAAAGGGUUCACCGAAUAUCGAGAUGGAUGAGCACACCUUCUUGGUUAACAGAGAAAGAGCCGUCGAUUACUUAAAUUCCUUGGACAAGGUAUUUGUCAAUGAUCAAUUCUUGAACUGGGAUCCAGAGAAUCGAAUCAAAGUACGAAUUGUGUCUGCUAGAGCUUACCACUCUUUGUUCAUGCACAACAUGUGCAUCCGACCCACACCUGAAGAGCUGGAGAAUUUCGGUACUCCGGACUUCACUAUUUACAAUGCUGGCCAGUUUCCCUGUAAUCGUUAUACACACUACAUGACAUCAUCCACUAGCAUAGAUUUAAAUCUUGGUAGACGAGAAAUGGUCAUCCUCGGCACACAGUACGCCGGGGAAAUGAAGAAAGGUCUCUUUGGUGUUAUGCAUUAUCUCAUGCCUAUGCGUCAAAUCCUCUCCCUUCAUUCUGGAUGCAAUAUGGGCAAAGAUGGAGAUGUUGCUCUCUUCUUUGGUUUGUCAGGUACUGGAAAGACAACAUUGUCUACUGAUCACAACCGAUACUUGAUUGGAGAUGAUGAGCAUUGCUGGAGUGACAAGGGUGUGUCAAAUAUCGAAGGUGGUUGUUAUGCCAAGUGCAUUGAUCUUUCGAGGGAGAAAGAACCUGAUAUCUGGAAUGCCAUUAAAUUCGGGACUGUGCUGGAAAAUGUUGUAUUUGAUGAGCACACUAGGGAGGUGGAUUAUCUAGACAAAUCUGUCACAGAGAAUACUCGUGCAGCAUACCCCAUCGAGUACAUCCCCAAUGCCAAGAUCCCAUGUGUUGGUCCACACCCGAAGAAUGUUAUUCUCUUGGCAUGUGAUGCAUUUGGUGUACUCCCACCAGUGAGCAAGUUAAACCUUGCUCAGACCAUGUAUCACUUCAUCAGUGGCUAUACUGCGCUGGUGGCCGGCACCGAGGAGGGUGUAAAGGAGCCACGUGCAACAUUUUCAGCCUGCUUUGGCGCAGCAUUCAUCAUGUUACAUCCCACAAAAUAUGCCGCAAUGCUUGCUUCCAAAAUGGAGAAACAUGGUGCUACCGGAUGGCUUGUUAACACCGGCUGGUCAGGCGGCAGCUAUGGUGCUGGGAGCCGUAUGAAGUUGGCAUACACUAGGAAAAUCAUAGAUGCCAUUCAUUCCGGAAAACUCUUGACUGCAAACUACAAGAAAACCGAAGUGUUUGGGCUGGAGAUCCCAACGGAGGUCGAGGGUGUGCCUUCAGAUAUUCUUGAUCCAGUGAACACUUGGUCGAACAAGAAGGCGUAUAAGGAGACUCUGCUGAAGUUGGCUGGGCUGUUCAAGAACAAUUUUGAGGUGUUUAUGAACCACAAAAUUGGAAAGGAUGCUAAGCUGACUGAGGAAAUUGUUGCUGCUGGUCCCAACUUUUAAUGUAUCUGUUGUGUUGAAGAAAGAAGCGAGUGGCUACAGAAAUGAUCAAUAACAUGCAACAGAUGUAUAUUAAUCUAGUUGUAUGUGUUUAAUUGCUUUUAGAGUAGCAGUUAUUGCCAUUUUGUACUUGGGUUUUAAGGUUUAUAUCUAAUCAAAAAAGCUCUUCACUUCCCA
This is a messenger RNA of Cynara cardunculus var. scolymus (artichoke), 2283 nucleotides long. Its product is annotated as phosphoenolpyruvate carboxykinase (ATP). Gene Ontology annotation, biological process: gluconeogenesis. The coding region runs from base 121 to 2109 and encodes 662 amino acids. Gene Ontology annotation, molecular function: phosphoenolpyruvate carboxykinase (ATP) activity; ATP binding. The transcript has 13 exons. Gene Ontology annotation, cellular component: cytosol. The record is from RefSeq and is a predicted model, not a curated record. NCBI's taxonomy places the organism in Eukaryota, Viridiplantae, Streptophyta, Magnoliopsida, Asterales, Asteraceae.